AGUGCCAAAUAGAGGUGUACAGAAAGAAGGGCACACUUGUCAUUGUAGGACCUGCUACUUUGUAGUUCUUUAACGGAUUUACUUAAAGCAGGGGAAAACCUUUUUUUCAUCUUCUGAGGUAUUUAUUUUUUUUGGAAUGAUUAUUUCUAUUUUUUAUUAUUUUUUAUUUUUGUAUUAAGUAUUUAUACCACCUUUCUGGACGUUGGCAAAAUUAAUUGUUUUGCAAUACAGCGGAUUCCCACUGGUCACUAUUUGUUUUAUCUGCCACCAUGACUUCUGUGGAAACGAGUCCUGGAUUUGAUUUAAUCCAGGUCAGGAUCGAGACUCUAAGCAGCAAAAUGGACACGCUCAUUAGCAUCCAGGAAAAAGUCCUCAGCCGCCUGGACAGCAUGUCAGAGGAACUCGUUGGCAUAGAACGAGACAUGGAAACUCUGAAAGUAGACAAGGAAGAGACACCUCCAACAAGCCGCAUGAAGGGACCGGCCCGUGGCAUUGGGGGUGAGAUGAAAGAAAUGUGCCUAGAAAUGAACAACAUCAUGACAGCUGUAAAUGAGCGUUCCGAGCAGCAGACCAAGAAGCUGGAAGGCAUGGAGAGGCUUGUGAUGAGCAUCCAACAGGUGGUCAGCUUCAUUGGGGAAACCGUCAAGACUUCCAAAAUCACAGAACUCAUGUUCAAGGGGCCAGCAGCACGCAAAAGCAAAGCAAUGUUAACCUCAGGGGGCAAGACUCAGGAUAGCAAACAUGGUACUAAGAGACAGGCCUCAUGUGAAACUGUACCCAGCAAGCUGAAGGAUCACAAGUUUAAAGACGGGAAGGAGAAAAGUCACGUGACCCUUAAGGGGCUUAAGGCGCAGAUGAAAAAUAAGCCCCCAGACACUACAGACUCGACCUUUGUGAAGAAGCAGGCCCUGCUCCUGGAGGAAGUUCAGAAGCUGAACAAAGAGAAUGCUGAGCGCUCCAUUUCAUCCACAGAGUCAGAGGCUGAUGAUUUCAUCCUGAAUAAAGCUGAAGAUCCUGCAGUCGAACAAGAGGAGCUUUUACCAGACGUCCAGGAAAGCGUCAUCUCUCCGGAGUUAAAAGAAGAGGAGGAGAAAGCGGAGGAACCGAAAACCGAAGAUAUACAGGUUAAAGUGGACGAGACGAUUAACAAAUCCGAAGAGGAGGAGGUCAAAGAGGUAAUUGAAGAGGAGAUCAAAGAGGAAGAAUGUUCCACAGUUGAUGUUAUGGAGGUGGAGAAUGCUGUGGCACCACAGAGCUGUGAACCUGAACCUCUGCAUGAAGUCACCACGAUCAGCGACAAGUGUGAGUCAGUAAAGAGCCUUGAACUGCAGACCUGCGAAAAAGACAGCGAGGAAAUGAAAGAAAAUGAAAAGCAAAUGCAUGAUCCUCAAGAUCUGUGUGGUGUUUUCAAAGCAGACGGAGUCGAAAUCCAUUUAGACUUCAGCAAAAUGAAGAAAACGGAAGAGAAACAAUUUGACGACGGCGAGUGCGAUCAGUUCUUCAUUGAUUGCACCCCUCCACCACCAGCUCCAUUCAACCACCGUGUGGUUUCAGCCAAACCCAACCAGAUCAGCAACUUCUACACCAUCAACCACCAAGAGAUCAUCGGAGGCGGCCGUUUUGGUCAGGUGCACAAAUGUAUUGAAAAUUCCUCUGGACUCACUCUGGCCGCUAAGAUCAUAAAAGCACGGAGCUCAAAGGAAAAGGAGUUGGUGAAAAACGAGAUUCAGGUCAUGAACCAAUUGGACCAUGCCAAUCUGAUCCAGCUCUAUGCUGCUUAUGAAUCCAGGAACGACAUCAUCCUCGUCCUCGAAUAUGUGAACGGUGGUGAGCUCUUUGACAGGAUUAUAGAUGAGAACUACACACUGACAGAGCUGGACACAGUCAUGUUUGUCAGACAGAUCUGUGAGGGUCUGCGCUAUAUGCACAAAAUGUACAUCAUCCAUCUGGACCUGAAGCCUGAGAACAUCCUGUGUGUUAGCAGAGUGACAAACAAAAUCAAGAUCAUUGACUUUGGACUUGCAAGAAAAUACGUACCUCGGGAGAAAUUACGGGUGAAUUUUGGCACACCAGAGUUUCUUGCCCCAGAGGUGAUCAACUAUGACUUUGUGUCCUUCAACACGGACAUGUGGAGCCUCGGAGUCAUCGUCUACAUGCUCCUGAGUGGUUUAUCUCCGUUUCUCGGUGAUGAUGAUAACGAGACACUGAACAACAUCCUGGCCUGCCACUGGAACUUUGAGGAAAGUGAGUUCUUAGGCAUUUCAGAUGAGGCCAAGGAGUUCAUUUCCAAACUGCUUGUCUACAAUAAAAGUUGGAGAAUAGGUGCAGGUGAAGCUCUUAAGCAUCCUUGGCUGUCAGACCCCUUGCUCCAUCAACACCUGUACAAAAAGAAGAACAUGUGUCAUUCACGUCGAAACUCAUGUGUUCCUCCACCUGAGAGCUAAUAUCUGGCUUUGUUUCUGCUAGCUGAGGCCAUCCGGACCAAGCCUGCUGUGCUUUUUAUUACUGGACAUUACUUGUUAAACUACCUACCUUAUGCUGUUUGGGUCAUUUGUUGCAGAAAUUUGUGCCAUUUUGGUAACUACAGUCACAUAUUAUUAUUGUUAACAUCAUUAUCAUUGGAGUUAAUUAAGCACCUAGAUAAAUAGUGAACUGAUUCAUAACCAAAAAACUCCAUAAAUAAUUAUUUUGGAUCUUUUAAUAGGAAAUACAAUGAUUAGAAUAAAUAAUAAUAAUCAUAAUUAUCAGCUUCUGCAUUUGUAUAAACAUGUAAAGCACCACUGUACACUGAAUAAGUAAAGAAUAAAACAUUUUGGUGUGUGCUUUUAUAGGAAAAUAGUAAAUGACAACUAUUUAUUACAUAAAGAAUGAGAGGAAAUUUAACAUUUAACAAAACCUUCCUAAACGUAAAGGUACAGCUUAAACACAGACUGCUGUGAAGCACUGACACUGGAGACUGAAAAGUGUCCUUAAAGAUAACGUAUGUAAUCAUGCCAGUGAUUUCCUUUUUUUUUUUUUUUUUUUUUCCUUGAUAAAUAACAAGAUUUUUUUGUAAUUUGUUUAUUCUUGUACAAUUCCCAGUGAAUGAAUGAGUUGUUACUAUAGAAACAGUAACAGAUUAGAAUUCAGCCUACUGUAGCUGUAGUGGAAUAAAUGUUAUUUAAAACACUAUCAUAAAAAUGAGAAAGAAAUGAAAGAAUUGAGACUGGAAUUACCAGAGGAGUGUUUCACUGUGUGUUAUGGUGUAGUAUUAUGUGCUUAAGCAUGGAAUGGCAAAAUCAGACAACAGUGAAAAAUCUAUUUUUAUAUCUAGUUUCUAUACAGUAUAAUGAGCGAAGUGUGAGACCUAACAUUCAGUAUUAGGUAAUAUUAUUUGAAGGAUGCAUGAUCACUUGCAGUGUUGCUGUACAUAAUUUUUUAUCUGUAUGACCUUUUCUCUGUGCUACACUGUGUAAAGAAGUUAGUUGACUUACUGUACUGUAACAGCCCAUUGAUCCCAUGACACCCAGACAGAGUCUAAUCUCUUCUACUUUAUAUGAUGAUGCAUUAAAUCUGAUGAGGUGUGUUCGUAACUGCAUUCAUCUGACAUUCUAUUCUAUUUUUUCAUCUCCACCAGUAAUUAAUAUCAUCUUUUCUUUCUUUCUUUUUUAUUUUUUAUUUUUUAUUUUUUUUUGCAUUAGAAUUUUUUAUUAAGUUAAGUUAAUUCAUUAAGUUUGUUAAUGAAUAAGAAUUUGGAUUAUUUGGCCAAAGUGAGAAAAACACCUGAGUUACUGAGUUAAUCCCUGAAUAAAUUGUCUGUGAGGUCGAGGUGUCGACAUGUACACAUGUUCUUUUAAGCUGCAUUCUGUGCACUUUAUGGCUUUAUUUAUUUUGACAACUUUAAAAAAUU
Tachysurus vachellii is the source of this 3889-nucleotide messenger RNA. It is a transcript of the gene mylk4a, whose product is annotated as myosin light chain kinase family, member 4a. The transcript has 14 exons. Gene Ontology annotation, cellular component: cytoplasm; nucleus. Gene Ontology annotation, biological process: intracellular signal transduction; positive regulation of apoptotic process; protein phosphorylation. Bases 270 to 2444 code for a protein of 724 amino acids. Lineage: Eukaryota; Metazoa; Chordata; Actinopteri; Siluriformes; Bagridae. Gene Ontology annotation, molecular function: protein serine/threonine kinase activity; ATP binding. The record is from RefSeq and is a predicted model, not a curated record.